Xyrichtys novacula (pearly razorfish) is the source of this 3192-nucleotide messenger RNA. The record is from the annotation of a GenBank genome assembly. NCBI's taxonomy places the organism in Eukaryota, Metazoa, Chordata, Actinopteri, Labriformes, Labridae.
AUGGUGGUUUUCUACCUGCUUGUGUUGGGGAUCGGCUUGUGGGCAUCUUCCAAAUCAAGAAAGAUGGCAAAAAAUUCUCAGAGCAGGCAGGUGGAGAUUUCCUUUUUGGCUGACCGGAGUGUCGGCUUGGUGGUGGGAGUUUUCACAAUGACAGGUUAGAGCUGAUUUUCUCUCUUUACAUACUGACAGCAUGUAUUCUUUUGAAACUGCAUAAAGUUGAAUAUUAUGAACAGGAUGCUCCCAGUUAUGUGCAUGCUUUUAUGUGUUUCUGCUGCAGCCACAUGGGUUGGAGGAGCCUUCAUCAUGGGAGUUGCAGAGACGGUUUAUAACCCCACAAAAGGACUGUUAUGGGCUCUUAUUCCUCUGCAAAUGUCAGUGUCCUUUAUUAUUGGUGAGAUCCUCCAUGAUGGAAUUACUUCACGAUAUCCACUUAUUUCUAUGAGGCCAUAAGAGAUUAUUUUUCUUAAUAUUUACUCAUUUACACAACAAGCGUGUUCAGGGGGGGAGCAGGGGUGGCUCUGGCCCUGUUACAUGUCUGUUUAUUUUUACAGCUGACAUGUUUGAUUACUAAUUCCCUUACUGACCCGACGAGGACACGUUCCUUUUUUUUUCAUGGUGCUUUCAGAUUGGGUUGAAACCGUGAGAAAGCCCAUUAUCAUAACUCCAAAGAGUCCCCCACCCCCCUUCAUCUAAAUGCACACACAUGCCUACACAUUCAUAGGUAAAGGUUUACUUUAUGUAAAUCCUGACUUCUCUGUACUCUUUGCCUUGUCAGAAUCAAUCAAAUGAAACACAAGUUUUCUUUCCUCCUCUUCAUUUUUCACUCUUUUCUUGUUUUUAACGUCUUUGCUGAUAAAAUUCCUGCUUUAGAUCAUUUCAAACUGUCGUUGCCAUCCAUCAAAAAAAGAAGAAAAUGAAGAUGUAUAAGUUUAUUCCUACCCUCUAGAUGUCUGGAUGUUCUUGGUUAGGUGGACUGUUCUUCGCCGGCCCAAUGCGAGACCAAAACUACAUCACGAUGAUGGACCCGUUCCAGAGAAAAUACGGGGAAAAAAUGACGGGGUUUCUCUCCAUCAUUCCCUUCAUAAGUGAACUGAUGUGGGUCCCUGCUGCACUCAUUUCCUUGGGUAAUACAGAUCUGCUUUUGUGACGUGACCAUAAAAUUUGCUUAGAUUAUCCCUCAUGUACAAACAUUUAUGAUUUGGCUUUUUUUUUCUAACAGGAGUUACAGUCAGGAUCUUCUCCGACCUUCCCUUAAGUCUUUGUAUCUGGAUUUCUGCUGCGGUGGCGAUCAUUUACACCGUUCUCGGGGGUCUCUAUUCAGUCGCUUUCACAGACGUCGUCCAGCUGACUCUGGUGUUUAGCAGCUUGGUAGGUUUGAAACACUCUGAGUCUGAUUGUCUCUCUUGAAUUUGCAUUUUUAAACUUGGUUUUCUUGUUUGUUUUUUCAGUGGCUGUGCACUCCUUUUGUUCUGGCUAACGAUGUUUAUGCCGACAUCAGUCAAACGGCAUUUAACCACACAAACCGGGCACCGUGGAUUGGCCAGCUCGAGUAUCGUGAUAUGUGGACAUGGAUUGAUAAUUUCCUUGCCAUGGUAGGAUGGAGUGAUUAGAGUUUUAGAUAAGAGAAAGUGAGCGCCAAUUUAAAAAUACUGGAUGUUGAACUAUUUGUCAUGAGUCAAAGUAAAAGUUGUAAAAUUAAAUUUCGUUCCCCUUAACUUGUGAAUCCUAUUUUCAUAGAGCGCCGGGAAUUUGGCUUUCCAGGAUUUCCACCAACGGAUUCUUUCCUCCAGCUCCACAUCAACAGCAAAAAUCAUCUGUUUCGUUGCCGCAGGUGUCGUCCUUAUUCUUGCAAUUCCACCUGUGCUGGUCGGGGCAGUUGCAGCUUCUACAGGUAAACCUGACGAAUGUUAUUUAUUUAUAGUAACUCGAUAACUUGCAUCUUUUUCCUGCGUUUCAGAUUGGAAUUUGACCUCAUAUGGGUUACCCUCUCCUUAUGAUCGAGGGGAGUCAGCGAUGGUAUUUCCCAUCAUCCUCCUGCACUUGACCCCGACUGCUGUUUUUGUCAUUGGCAUGGGAGCAAUAGCCGGGGCCGCGAUGUCCUCUACAGACUCUUUUUUGUUAGCCGCAUCCUCCAUCUUCACCACCAACAUUUACAAGCUCAUCAGACCACAGGUACGAUGACAAUGCCUCCCAAAUCAGCAAGCUGCGCCAGCAUAGGCAAGAAAGACAGUACUUAUCAAAAAACACAGGGAGGAGUGAGUUUCAUGAGUGCAUACAGCGAAAGACUGAGGGGGAACUUUUUCCAAGUUAGCCUCAGGCAGUUGAAGCGAGUCCCCUGGCAGACUUAUAACAGACUAGCCUGGGCCAGCCACGACUUAAUAUAGGCUUUAUCAAACAAUUUCUAUGAGUGAAAGAGCCUUAUUUUAAAGGAAUAGUUCCUCCAGUAUCGGUGUAUGAUUCCAACAGAGAAAGAUCCGACUUCAGGGCUCUACCUCCUGUACUACUUUUGGCAUCUCUUGAUACCACAAAGAGACCUCCAACCAGAGAGAAGAGUAUCUCAGGCCUUUAACCUUAUAAAAACCCCAGAAGGUAGCCUAAUAAGCAUCACUCCAAGUUCUGAGACUCUUAAAACUGUUAUCCUCUUCUUUUCAGGCAUCAGACAGAGAGCUGCAGUGGGUGAUCCGCUCCUCCAUCGUGCUUGUUGGGAUUGUGGGUACUUCUUUUACCUACCUGGACAGCAGCAUCCUGGCCCUCUGGAUCCUUAGCUCAGACCUGACUUACACCAUCAUGUUCCCCCAGCUCAUCUGCAUCCUCUUCAUCAGGGUCUCCAACCCUUAUGGUGCUGUCAUCGGCUACAUCAUCGCGUUUGUCCUGAGAGCUUUGUGCGGAGAGCCCGUGUUAAAUCUUCCUGCCAUACUACAUUUCCCAGGAUGCACUUUGGAGGACGGUGUUUACAUUCAGCGAUCACCUUUUAAGACUAUCUGCAUGCUGGUCUCUCUUGUCUCCAUUGUGGGGUUUUCCUAUUUGGCUUCAAUCCUGUUCGAAAAGGAGAUUCUUCCUGAGAGGUGGGAUGUGUUUAAGGUGAAAUCACAGGGAGCGCCUGCAGAGGGCGCCAGAGAGUGUGACAAGGAAAAGGCUAAAAACGAAAAUGAACCGAUGCUUGAACUACAUUGCCAAGUUCACUCCUUUUAG